Molecule: messenger RNA, 1192 nt
Organism: Equus quagga
Lineage: Eukaryota; Metazoa; Chordata; Mammalia; Perissodactyla; Equidae
Gene: MTRES1
Product: mitochondrial transcription rescue factor 1
Exons: 4
Coding region: 373-1086 (237 amino acids)
Source: RefSeq, a predicted model, not a curated record
GGAGGCGGGCGGGCGGGCGGUGCGGCCGCGGGGAGGGAGGAGCUGCGCCGAAGUGCGGACACCUGCGCCCCGGCCCGCGCGGCCCCUCUGUUGCUUCACCGCGCGCGCUUGUGAGAUAGGGGCGAGCCGAGCGCCUCUGCCCGCCCGCGCUCCUGCCGGGGCUCCGCGUGCCGCUCACGCGUGCUGCCCCGGCCCGGCCCGCUCGAGACGCCCCGUGGACCCGGAGGCGGCAGGGGCUGUGGGACCCCGGCGGGCCGAGGCUCUCCGCCCUGGCCACAGCCGCGACUGCUGCCUCCAACGCAGACUGGGAGCUCGAGGACGCAGGUGUCCAGUUUCCCUUGACCUUGGGGACCCGGGAAGGUCACAUGUGCCAUGGCUAUGGCUAGUGUCAGAUUGGCCGCCAGUGUCUUAAGAAAGCCAGAUGCUUGGAUUGGACUCUGGGGCACACUGCGAGGGACACCUUCGCAUAAACCCUGUGCUUCCUGGAAUCGAUACUUCUAUUUUUCUAGUACCAAGUUAAAUGCAUCAGAUUAUAAAACACUUUUCCAUAACAUUUUGUCACUGAGACUCCCAAGGCUUCUAAUAUCUCCAGAAUAUAUUUUCCCAUUUUCCAUAAGACUCAAAAGCUCUAAAAAAUCCACAAAAAAGACUUUGCAAAAAGUUGAAGAUGAAGAGGUCUCUGAUGAAGAGAGUGAACAGCAAGAGAUGAGCGAGCAGGAAGAGGAGCUCGAGGAUGACCCCAGUGUAGUUAAGGACUAUAAAGACCUGGAGAAGGUAGUGCAGUCUUUUCGGUAUGAUGUCAUCCUGAAGUCAGGCCUCGACGUUGGGAGAAACAAAGUGGAAGAUGCAUUCUACAAAGGUGAACUCAGGCUCAACGGGGAAAAAUUAUGGAAGAAAAGCAGAACGGUGAAAGUGGGAGAUACUCUGGAUCUUCUCGUUGGAGAGGAUAAAGAAGGAGAAACCGAGACAGUGAUGAGGAUUCUCCUGAAAAAGGUGUUUGAAGAGAAGACUGAAAGUGAGAAAUACAGAGUAGUGUUACGACGGUGGAAAAAGCUAAAGUUGCCUAAAAAGAGUACAUCUAAGUAAAUGGAUUGCCUUUUAUUGCUAAAGCUCCUUUCUAGUGGUGGGGGAAGGGCCCAGCUUAAAAAGAGGACAUUUUUAUUAAAAUAAAGUUCUCUUACCAUUUGUGGAA